GACCAUCUGCGAUCCACCUGCUCUGCUAUUGUAUUCCGACUGCAUAUGGUUUUGUCUUCCCGUCUUCUUCAGCCUAAAAGCUGUUCCGCCACAUUUCCCGGUCAGCAAGGUGACGUUGAUCUCGUGAACGCGUCCAAUGGCUAUCCACCAGCCCCGGAAUCUCAUGCCACUUUCGCAAGGGCAUGAUCAUUCCGACCCGACUCCACUUCAUCAGAUUCGCACACAAUCUCGCAUUGGAGAUGUGAAUCACGAGUCGAUCACUCACGUCUCCAAACACAUUCUCGCGUAUGAUCGUUCCCCGAAAGAGACUGCUGCCAAUGGCAAGUCGGCGAAGCAAGCAAUUCGUCGACGCAUAAGUCGCGCCUGCGAUCAGUGCAAUCAAUUACGUACGAAAUGUGACGGCCAACAACCUUGUGCACAUUGCAAGGACUCUCGAUUGCCUUGCGAAUACGCUCGCGAGCGCAAGAAGAGAGGCAAAGCAUCCAAGAAGGAAAUAGCAGAGCAGAAAUUUAAAGCUGCUGCAUCAGGCGUCCGUGAUACACAACGCGAUAGCCCUGAAGAUAGCUAUACUGAUGAGGAGGAUAUCUCGGACCCGCCCGCUUCGGCAUUGAAGCUCGGAGAGAAACGCAGCAGGACGAGCCGUCCUUCUGUGACAUCGAGAAUGUCGGCCUCGAAUAUGACGAACGAAGACCAGUCUAAUUCGCCAAAUACAGGUGCUCCAUUGCCUGAAACGCUGAUACCGACAAACGAUGUGGGAACAUACUCCACGGUUGCUCGAGCGGAUCACAGGCUUGCCAAUGUUGCAGACUCUGGCGUGCAUAGCGAAGGCAGGUCUGACUUGCGGAGCGGAUAUGAUAGCCUCAUAGGUUAUCAUCAAGAUGUGUCUUCUGCCAACUCGAUGCCGCGGAAUAUGCUGCCUGCCACCGGAACAAUAGUCAUGCCGUCUCUGUCUCAUGGCAACCAAGCAGGGUCUUAUAGCGAUACUCAAUUCCCUCUAUUAUCUCCAGAUGGUCAGCAAGCUAUCGCAGGUCCAAACUUUAAUUUUGGACAGUCGCCACUCGCCGGCGGCUUCUUCGGCCAAUCGCCACAGGCUGGUGCAUCGGCCUGGAUGGCGCUCAGCUCUCCUUCCGGCACAAUGUAUCCAACUCUUCACGCUGUUUCGUCAUACGACGAAAGUGGUUUGAAAUAUCCAGUACUCGAACCUCUGUUACCCUACAUUGCGUCGAUCAUGCCGGUAAACAUUGCAUGUGAGCUCCUUGAGUUUUAUUUCUCUAGCACAUCCUCGACCUUUGUUCAUCCACAGUCACCGCAUGUGACUGGAGUCUUUCUCCGGAAGAGGUCAUUUCUGCGAACAAAUAACCCACGACAUACGACUCCCGCUCUACUGGCCAGUAUGUUAUGGGUCUCGGCUCAAACAAGCGAUUCUGCAUACCUCAAUACCCCCGUCACAGCUCGCAACAGAGUCCUGCAGCAGUUACUCGAGCUUUGCCUUUCUUUGCUGAAGCCACUGGUACACGGCAGCCGUGUGAGCGAACAGGAAGGAGGGCUACCAGGAGUUGCAGCUUGUGUCGACGACAUUGCUACAUACAUACACCUCGCGACUGUGAUAUCUGCUAGCGAACACAAAGCAGCCAGCAUACGAUGGUGGAAAAUCGCUUGGACUCUUGCUCGAGAAUUAAAACUCGGACGCGAAUUGCCGCCGAAUCCUGAUCCACUCUCACGACACGGCCAUGAAUUGGAUGCAGAUCUUAAUGCGAAUGGUGGCAGCAAUCCCCGAACAGACAGUCGCAGUGGUAUUCCAGGCUUCUUUUCAGAAGAGGAACGUGAAGAGCGACGUCGUAUCUGGUGGCACUGCUAUAUUGUUGACAGGCAUCUGGCACUUUGUUACAAUCGACCGCUCACCCUCUUGGACGCGGAGUGCAGCAACCUUCUUCAACCAGACAGCGACAUCAAUUGGCAAGCUGGUGAUUAUUACAGAUCAUCAAGCGGAGGACAAUACGGUUCAACCGGACACGGCGACGAUAAUAGUUCGCAACGUGGGCGUGGUCCAGCGUUCGAAUGCACCGGUCAUAGUAUCUUCGGUUACUUCCUACCAAUAGCAACUAUCUUAGGAGAAAUUGUUGAACUAAACCAAGCUCGAAACCAUCCGGUAUUCGGAAUGAGUUUCUUCAAUUCACUGGAGUGGAAUACUCGUGUUGCCGAAAUUUCACAGCAACUGCAGACCUACGGUCGUAGCCUGGAAGCACUUCAAGCUUAUUACGCCGUUCCUCUCGACCUCAUCGAUUCAGAUCUACAUUGUGAGAAAGAGUUCCGCUACCCUUUCUUAAGCGGUCUUCCACGACCCAAUCCUGAGACCGUCCAUCACACCAAGAUAGUCGUCGCUUACGGCACUCAUCUCAUGCACACCAUGCACAUUCUUCUCAAUGGGAAAUGGGACCCAAUCUCCCUGCUCGAUGACACCGACGGCUGGAUUCAGUCUCAAUCAUAUCUGCACGCGCACCGCCAUGCCGUCAGCGCCGCCGAGGCCAUUAACGCCAUCCUCGACUAUGACCCAGAUCUCUCCUUCAUGCCCUGGUUCUUCGGAAUUUAUCUUCUACAAGCCUCCUUUCUGCUGCUACUUAUCGCAGAUCAACUGCAGAUUAAAGCGCAGCCGAACGUCGUUCGAGCGUGUGAGGUUAUCAUUCGUGCGCACGAGGCUUGUGUCGCGACGCUGAGUACGGAGUAUCAGAGGAACUUUCGCAAAGUCAUGAGGAGUGCGCUCGCGCCCAUGAAAGGCAGGAUGAUAGAAAACCCGGGGGAGAAUCAGAAUCGCAGGAGAGAAGUGUUGGGAUUGUAUCGGUGGACACCGGAUGGCACGGGACUGGCACUUUGA
Molecule: messenger RNA, 2872 nt
Organism: Dissoconium aciculare CBS 342.82
Lineage: Eukaryota; Fungi; Ascomycota; Dothideomycetes; Mycosphaerellales; Dissoconiaceae
Exons: 2
Coding region: 137-2872 (911 amino acids)
Biological process (GO): regulation of DNA-templated transcription; DNA-templated transcription
Molecular function (GO): DNA-binding transcription factor activity, RNA polymerase II-specific; zinc ion binding; DNA binding
Source: RefSeq, a predicted model, not a curated record